Messenger RNA from Astyanax mexicanus (Mexican tetra), 3344 nucleotides. Its product is annotated as protein shisa-8. The record is from RefSeq and is a predicted model, not a curated record. Gene Ontology annotation, cellular component: postsynaptic membrane; AMPA glutamate receptor complex; dendritic spine membrane. Gene Ontology annotation, biological process: regulation of short-term neuronal synaptic plasticity; regulation of AMPA receptor activity. The coding region runs from base 747 to 1982 and encodes 411 amino acids. NCBI's taxonomy places the organism in Eukaryota, Metazoa, Chordata, Actinopteri, Characiformes, Acestrorhamphidae. The transcript has 5 exons.
CACACACACACACACACACACACACAAACACGUGCAAACACACACACACACACACACACACACACACACACACACACACACACACACACACACACAGGGAGGGAUAAGCCGAGGGCUGACUGUAAGGGGUCCGGCUCUGCUGCUGUAGAUAAACACUUCAAACACACACUCAGACUCUGCGAAGAACGGGAUCAAACACACACACACACACACACACACACCCAUACACCCAUACACCCAUACACACGCGCACGUCCCUUCCUACAAAGAAGUGUGUCAAACACACAGUCUCAGUCCUGCUGUCAACAGGCUGCGUGUGUGACCGUGUGUGUGUGAUCUCUGACCACAGGUGUGAGCACAGCUGGAGCAGGUGAGACGGGACGGUUGCCGGGCGACGAGGGACAGGUGUGCUGAUAAACAGGGUUUAAACAAACCCAUCUGUCUUAAAAUGAGGUGCACGAGGGGCGAGCGUGCGGACCCCCUGCACCCCCUCCUGACUUCUGCUGAGACUUUGGUGGGACAGAAAUCGCCUCGGAUACGGAUGAGUUCUGAUAUCUCCUCUGAAACGGCUCGGUUCUGUUAACCACACACAGACGAGGGUCCGGUUUCCUUAAGGAGAGGCGUGGAUGAAGCAGGAGAGCAGCUGAUUGGACCACUGGGAGUGUUGCUGUUUGUCUGAGUGGGCUGGGGCUGGUGGUCUGAGUGGAGGAACAGUGAAGAAGAGUAAGAAGGAGUGAAGAGUGAAGAUGGCCUGCUGUUUUUAUCUCUGUGCUCUGGUAUCUCUGGUCCUGCUGUGUGGAGAACCUUCUUACACCCAAAACUCCGUUACCACGGACGCCCAGGCGGCCAAUCAGACGGCCGGGCCGUCGGGCGCGCCGGAGCUGACCCUGACGACUCCGGGGUCGGAGACGGAAGUGCCGUCGUCGGGGAGCCGUUGUUGGGGAUACUAUGACGUGAUGGGUCAGUGGGACCCUCCGUUUAACUGUAACGCGGGGAUCUACCUGUUCUGCUGCGGCUCCUGCUUCUACCGCUUCUGCUGCCAGUUUAAAGCCCACAGCCUGGACCAGACCUCCUGCUCCAACUACGACACACCCGUCUGGGCCAACACGGGCAAACCGGUGGCCCCGGUCACCGAGGUCCAGCAGCAGCAGGACCGGGACCGCACUCACAUGAUCGUCUACAUCAUCUGUGGAGUGGUGGCCAUUAUGGUGCUGGUGGGCAUCUUCACCAAACUGGGAUUGGAGAAGAGUCAAGGAGGGCAGACUGACAUGAGCAACUCCAGGACCCUGACGGAGCUGCUGAAGCAGCCCGGGGAGAUGGGGGGUGUGGACAGAGGGGGAGGGCAUCAUCCAAUUGGAUCCAAUGGCAUCUCCGGACGAUCGAUGCGGACCAACAAUGUAGAUCAUAAUCACCUGAACAACGCCGCUCUCCCUUCUCUCGGACCUGCUAUGACUCUCUCUCACCCCCACAAUAACCUGGGAGUCGGAUUCAACAAGUACUCAUCUCUCAAAGUCCAGGAUACGGCUGCCAGAGACUAUUACAAGAGUUAUCCCAUGGUGGACUACACACACCGCCAGUCUUCUCCCGCAACCUUCCAACCCAUCGCCUUCCAUCCCAAAGACAAGCCCUUCCUGCCGCCUCCGGAUAUCCACGCCCCCCUCGCCAUCACCAUCACGCCCGCCCAGUUCCCCAAGCCCAAGAUCUCCAAAACCAACACCCACCCGCUCACCUCCAGCUCGGCCUUCAAAGCCUGGGACCCCAGCAAAAGCCCUGUCCAGCAUCAGGUGCCCCUCAUGGGCCAGCCGCAACCACCGCAGUCGCACCCCAACAGCCGGCGCCAGGCCUACUCCAACAAGCGGCAGUUUAGCAUAGAGACGCUGCCAGAGCUGUUCUCUCAGCCUCUGGGGUACGGCCAAUCCCCUCACCUCCUCCCAAAACACAAGGGGCUGCCCACAAACAGCAAGACAGAGGUGACCGUGUGAACGCAGAGCUGGAGUCACGAUGGGGAGAGGGAGAGGACGAGGGAAUUGUGGAGGAAGAGGAGAAAGGAGGAGAUUAUAAAAUAACGUGUGUGCUUGGAAUUGGUUUUAUUAAGAUAAAAGUAAAGUUGGUAGUUGUCAUAAUUUUCUUUACUGUUGGAGAGAACUGGAAGAGGAGAGAACCAGUCACGACUCUCUCUCUCUCUUUCUUUGAUCUUUGGGAUUUCCUGGACGUCUUGUUUCUCUAACUCCCCCUGUGUCUCUCGGUUGUCUGGUCUCCACGAUCUCAAGACCUGUGUUAAGUCCCAAAGUGUGGUGACUUGCACUGCCAGAGCGGGGCAUUCUCAAAGCCCAACAUCCCACUCCUCACACACCCGUCUGGACAGAACAAUUGGGCUGUCAGUUCUCAACAACCUCUGGAUGACACACUGGGAGACAUCACUCAGACAGAUCUAGAGCAUAGGACUGAGAAAGGUGAGGAAGGAGAAGAGCUGUGAAGGAACAGGGUUGGGCAUGGAUAGGUUUAGGAAUUUUGCAUUGUUGUUAGAGUUUGUGGUUAUAAAUGGUUUAGAACAGGGAUAGCCAUUGAUUGGAUUAGGUGUUAUUGGUUUGGGGAGAAGGCUUAGGUAUAUUAGGCUAUAGGGUUUAAAACAGAGCUGAAUAUAGCUUUAAUAAAAGUAAGGUUGGCUAAAAAUCAAUUGUAGACAAACAGUUGAGUGUCAUUAAGGUGUUAACUGGGUGCUGCUAGAGUUAAGGGUUGGGUUGUGAUUGGGUGUGAUUUUGGUGGCUCCACAACUUCACAAAACUUGCAGUGAGACAGGAACAGUUUCAAAACUCUUCUUUUAGUCAGGUCAGGUACUCUAAAGACUUUGAGGUCGAGAGGGACAAAGGCACUCUUGACAUCACUCCAGGGUGUAGCCAUCACAGCCUCUCUCCAGCUGUUGCUAUUUGUGUUUCUGCUUUUCUUUUCCUACCCCCUGCAAAAAGGCAAAGUGCACAGGUAGACUCAAGGUCACCGAGCUCAGAUACGCAGGAGCAGUGCCAGGGACAAGAGCUGCCCGAGGAGAUCAGGGUAUCAUAGCAACAGAGGGGCUAAAGUCUCGGUUAAGGAGUUCAGGAGAGACUGCUCUUCCUUUCUGUUGGAGACACUGUUGGAUAUAUCUGUCUCCUUUCAGGGAUGAGCAUGUUAACAAUCCUUAUAUAUGCAUGCGCACCUUAGAUGAUUUCACCUCAGUUAAUUUAUUGCUAGCAGCAGACAUGACGCACUUGCUAAAAGUGAGUAAUUCCCUUUUGAGACUGACAUCUUGUUCACACAGAGAACGCUCGAUACGGGCGUGAAAGAAUACAGCUAUUUUGAGCUUGUUG